This is a messenger RNA of Camponotus floridanus (Florida carpenter ant), 2726 nucleotides long. RefSeq lists its product as hypothetical. Bases 897 to 2501 code for a protein of 534 amino acids. Gene Ontology annotation, cellular component: plasma membrane. NCBI's taxonomy places the organism in Eukaryota, Metazoa, Arthropoda, Insecta, Hymenoptera, Formicidae. The transcript is spliced from 15 exons. The record is from RefSeq and is a predicted model, not a curated record.
UCAUCGCGAAGACGGACGAUGACGUCACCGCUACACGUGCGCGCGCGCGCGCGCACACCCGCUGGACGCGCGUACUGACAGUAGCGUCGACGAAAUUCAAGGUCCUCGCAGGCGCGCAUGCGCACGAAGCGACGGCGCAUGCGACUUCGUCUGACCGUGUGUGACAUCACGCUUCAUUGUUGGAGGUUUACGUCAUUCUCCUGAAUCCGUUCAGCGAGGAGAGUGUGCGUGGUGCGCGGAGAUAACGGACGGGCGUGCGCGCGCACGCACGCACGCACGCACGCACAACCUCCUUUUCGUCGCGGAAAAGACAACAAGCGAUAAAAUGUCGCCCACGUCGUCGCUGACCUGUGCGAGUUUCAAUCGCAUGCUGUCCCGACAUUAAAUCGGAAACGACAACGAAUAGAGUUUCUAGUGUUUUCACUGUCAAAACUCGCUUCGGUGGGCGCGUGUACACAGUCAGGGAUCGCGAAUAAGACGCUAAGAUUUUUCACUGACAUACAUUUUACAAGUGAAAUUCCAGCCAAGAUUUUCGUGCAAUUCGACUUCAACUUGGUCAUUAUUGCUCGCCGCAAAUCACCAGUCGAAGAUGUAAUUGAAAGAUCGGCCCUUUCUUGCCAUCUCCUCUCCAGGUAAAGCUUUUAAUGUGAAAAGACAAGAAGUUCGACUCUGUUACUCUCUUGGUGGUGUAAACAUGCUAGCAUGUCUAACAAAAAUGUCGUCGAGGAAACUAUGAAAGUCCAGAUCGAGAAAUUUAUAGAUACAUUCAUACUUCUGGAAGCAAGAAUUUAAAUCGAUUGUAUAGUUUUAAAUGAUGAGGAAUAUUUAUCGGCAGAUCUUAACUAAAUGUAAAUUCAACAGUCAGCUGUGUAUCCUGUAUACAAGAAAUAUACGUGAUGCUGUUGUUCCUAAACUGUUUACAGCUGCGCAACAAGCUGCAGCGCGACACUGAGGACUGUCCUGAAUGUAUCGGUGUCUGUAUAAUGUUAGAAGAAUUCUGUAUAUUUGCCACAGAACUGGCACGUCUGUGCGAGCGAGGAACGGCAGCUGUUCCUAUGAACGCAUCUCGUUCAUUAUACGGUAAUGGAAAGGACACUAAUCACAAAACUGGUUCAAAAAGGAUGGCAUAUGAGGUAUUUUUGGGCGGGUCUUGCAAUCCAACCACCUGGAGGUCAGACAUAGCAAUUCCGACCCUUCAGAAUCUCGGAAUUACUUAUUACAAUCCUCAAGUGUCGCAAUGGGGUCCUGAGCUAAUAGCCCAGGAGUACGAGGCGAAGCAGACGGCGCGGGUGUUGCUAUUUGUUAUCGAUAAUCAGACGCGCAAUAGCGCGGGCAUCAUCGAAGCGGCUCAACUGGCAGCUACACGCAGUGAAUCCCUGGUCCUCGUCAUUUAUCCGUAUCGUCAGGGACAGACUAUACUCGGAGAGACCGUUUCCAUGCAAGAAUAUCAUGAUUUGAUGAAUGGAUUGCUGGUACUUCAGUAUCUAAUGGAGAGGCAAAGGAUACCGAUAUUCGAGAGCGUUUCAGUUGCUCUUCAUUGCACAUCCAAGAUGUUACGUGAAGAGAUCAAUGUGCAGGAUUGUACAGAUUUAUAUACUGAAGAUGGCAUUAGACCUAUAAGAAUCUCGCUUACCCAAAAUGGGACAGAUACAGUAACAUUGCGAGAGAUUUUCAAAUCUAUGAACGUUGAUGACAGCGAUACGGUAAAAUUGGGAGAAGCUUGGGUAAUGUUGCAGACAAACACAAUGUGUAACAACAUGCCUCUUUCGGAUUUGCUCAACAUGGUGAAUAAAUCCGAGAUGUACAGGACAUUGAUAGAUGAAUUUUCGGCGAAAGGCGAUCCGACAGAAUUUCGAAUCAAUUUCGAGCAGUUCUGCGCUCUGGCUAGCGAGACGUCGUGGACGCGGAUGAAGAGUAAUGGCGUUUCUUGCGAAAGUGAGAUACCUUCAGUAUGGAAUAUAUUUUGUAGGAAGGCUUCAAAUUUUCUGCGCCGAGCUAUUGUACAUCCCUUUAAUCGUUUUCUAGACUGGACCAAUUCCUUCACACAAGAGUCUGAGAAAAGAGAUAUUUAUAUCGGUGUGGUCAAUAAAGAUCUGUUUUGGUUGGAAUCUUCUGCAGUGCCGCUGUUAGAAUCCAUGAGAUUGUCUCUAUAUCGAUCGAGCCUGAAUGAGUACAAUGUAAGGAUAUUGCCGCAGGAAUUACACAAGAUGAAAAAUUCGCGGCUGAUCCUGCUGAUAGUGCCGCAGCACUCGCGCGGCAUCGCCAUUAUGGCGUUGGCAGCUCAUUUGAUUGGACUGCGCGCUAAGCUCGUCCUUUGUGUCCAAACUCUUCCCGAGGAUACGAUUGUGUCUGGUGAACAAUUGACUGAACAAGCCAGAAAAGAUUACAAUCGAGGAAGAAUGUACCUAUCGGAUUAUGCAACGCGCGAAGGUGUACCUGUUUUUCAGAAUAUCGCUGAUGCCCUGCAACAUGCGAUACAGUUAGUUCAAAGUCCUUGUUGACUUAAUUGCUCUUUACUGUUUUUUCUAUUAUUUUCAUACAAAUAAGCUCCAUGGUUCAAUGACUAAUUUAUUUUUAUUUUUAACAAUGUCCAGCUACCAUUUGAGAUCCAUGCUACGGUACAUAUCAUAGGUAUAAUAAUGAUGAUGUUGAUAAUGCUUGCAUUGCCAUUAUUAUUUCUAUAAAGAGUAAUUACACGCUACUCGUAGUAAAUCGUGUCGUCUUGA